AUGGAUAUAAAGACCUUGCUAAACACUAUUCAUAAACAAGUAUCCUGUUCUGUGUGCAAGACCACAUUCACAGAUCCAAAACAGCUGCCAUGUUUACACAGUUUUUGUCUUCACUGCUUGAACGGGAUUCUACGAACGAGUGGCCGCCAUGAUGUCAUAGCUUGUCCAGAAUGUAGAAGAAAGAGUCAAGUCCCCAGUAGUGGAAAUCUAAAUGAUCUGCCAACCGACUUUCGAAUCAACAGUUUGCUGGAUGUGUUGGCAAUUAAACAGUGCAGUACAACAGGAGUCAGAUGCGGAAAUUGCGACCAAAUAAGUUUUCAAAGUUGUUAUUGUUUCCACUGUUCUCNCAACAGUUUGCUGGAUGUGUUGGCAAUUAAACAGUGCAGUACAACAGGAGUCAGAUGCGGAAAUUGCGACCAAAUAAGUUCUCAGAGUUGUUAUUGUUUCCAGUGUUCUCUCUUCUGGUGUGACGUCUGUGUUAACGCGCACAACAUAAUGCGAGCUAACAAAGAACACCGUAUGUUGGCGCUUACCGACUUUAAAGACGAAGACUUUGAGAACUUUUUGAAGCGUCCAGCAUCUUGCCAAAAGGAAAAUCACGGGAAAGAUGAGCUGAAGUACUUUUGCAAGACUUGUAAAACUCCAAUAUGCAACACUUGUGCCUUGACAGAUCACGAAGGCCACGUCAAGAUACCUCUGGAAGAAGCUGCAAAUGAAAGCAAGUUACAAGUGAAAUCUGUGAUUGAGUCGAAAAAGGAAAACGUCCAACAGCAGAAAAUUAAAAUUACCAACAUUGAGCAAACCUGUAUUCAAGUGCAAGAGCAAGCCGCUGCCGUGAAGAGAAACGCACAGACCUUUGGUGAAGCGUUGAUCUGUGUCAUCGAGGCGAAGAUGAAGGAAAUCUAUGAUGAAGUAGAUAAUAGAACAGCAGAACUACUCCAGAUUCUUGCAACAAAAAAGAGGGAGAUUGAACAUGAAAUGGAAAUGACGGAGAUAGUAAUUGAACAAAGUGAAACACUUUUAGAACGAAGCAGAAGUGCUAAGAUUGUACAUUUGGACAAGUCAUUACAUGAAAUCUUCCUGCAAGGAGUCAGGCGUGAAGUGGAAAACGUAGACUGUGAGCUUGAAGAUUUUCAUCGUCGAUUCAAUUUCGUGGAAAACGAAACAUUAAUAGACCUGGCUAACACUGAAGGAAUCGGCUCAUUACAAACAUUGACCAGCGAGCGUCAAGCUAAAGCUCAAAGGAAAGGGAAAGGAUUCAUUAUGAAGUAUUUAUGGGGUGGCAGUGAACAAGCCGCUGCCGUGAAGAGCAACGCGCAAAAGUUUGCUGAAGCGUUGAUCUGUGUCAUCGAAGAAAAGAAGCAAAAAGUCUGUAAAGAAGUGGAAAACCAAGCGGCAGAGUCAAUCCAACGUCUUGUAACACAGAAAAGCGGGAUUGAACACCAAGUGCAAAUGAAAAAUACCGUAAUUGAAAAAGCUGAAACACUUUUAGAACGAAGCACAAGCGCUGAGAUUGUACUGUUAGAGAAGUCAUUAGAUGCAAUCUUUCAAGGAGUCAUGAAUGAUGUAGGAGAAAGAGUCAACUGUGACCUUGAAGCCGCUCGUCGAUUCAUUCUGGUGGAAAACGAAACAUUAAUGGAUAAAACGAUCACUGAAGGAAUUGGCUCAUUAGAAACAUUUUACAGCAACACUAGUGCGCAUCAAUCAAGAGCGGAAGGAAAAGGAACGAGUGAAGCUAUUGUUGGACUUAAAGUCAUGCUCUCCUGGUCACAGUUCUUAGAAUCUUUGGCGAUUUAUGCAAUCAUUCUUAGAAAUCAAACAAUAUGUCAAAACAUGUCUAAUACUGUUAUCUGUUUGGUCAAUAGUAUCAUGCUAAAAAGAGAUCAAAAGGAUUUAUUCUUGGAGGCGUUUUCGACGCGGAACCGCCUUUUAGUUUUCCCUCGGCUUUUAAUCAUGGAUUUUAAAACCUUGCCAAACAAUCUUCAUGAAGAAGUAUCCUGUUCUGUGUGCAUGACCACAUUCACAGAUCCAAAAACGCUGCCAUGUUUACACAGCUUUUGUCUUCACUGCUUGGAAACAAUUCUACGAACGAGUGGCCGCCAUGAUAUCAUUACUUGCCCAGAAUGUAGAAGAGAGAACAGAGUCCCUGGAAGUGGAAACCUAAAGGACCUGCCGACCAACUUUCGCAUCAACAGUCUCCUAGAUGUGUUGGCAAUCAAAGAGUGUAACACUACGGCAGUCCAAUGUGGAAACUGCGACAACAGAAGUGCACAGAGUUGCUAUUGUUUCCAAUGUUGUGUCUUCUGGUGUAACAACUGUAUCAUUGGGCACAACAUAAUAAGAGCUAACAAAGAACACCGUGUUUUGGCGCUUACUGACUUUAAAGAAGGAGACUUUGAGAACGUUUUAAAACGCCCAGCAUUUUGCCAAAAGAAACAUCACAAGAAAGAUGAGCUGAAGUUCUUUUGCAAGAUUUGUAAAACUCCAAUUUGCAAUGCUUGUGCUUUGACAGACCACGAAGGUCACGCCAAGAUGCUUCUGGAAGAAGCAGCGAAUGAACGCAAACUACAAAUGAAAUCUGUGAUCGAGUCGCAAAAGAAACAAGUCCAACAGCAGAAAAACAAAAUCACCAACAUUGACCAAACCUGUAUUCAAAUUCAAGAGCAUGCCGCUGGGGUGAAGAGAAACGCGCAGAAAUUUGCCGAAGCGGUGAUCUGCGUCAUCCAAGCGAAGAAGCGCAAGAUCUGUUUUGAAGUAGAAAAUCAAGCGGCUGAGUCAAUCCAACGUCUUGUAACACAGAAAAACAAUUCAUUAAAUGCAAUCUUUCAAGGAGUCGUGAAUGGUGAAAAUGAAAUAGCUGACUGUGACCUUCAAGGUCUUCGUCUAUUCAUGUUCGUGGAAAACGAAACAUUAAUGGACAAAGUAAACGCAGAAGGAAUUGGCUCAUUCAAAACAUUUCAUACUAGUACGAAUCAAUCAAAAGCUGAAGGAAAAGGAACGAGUGAAGCUGUUGUCGGACUUGAGGCCCAGUUUGUUUUGACAACAAGAAAUGCUAAAGGAGAACAAUGUUAUGACGAGCGUGACUGCGUAACAGUGGAAAUCAGAAAUCGUCAAGGACAGGACUGUACGAGGAAAGCACGAAUCCAAGAUAACAGAGAUGGCAGCUACUACAUCAGCUAUUUUGCCAAAGAAACCGGAAAGCGCGACGUUUCAGUAAAGGUAAAUGGAGAACAGGUCCAUGGCAGCCCAUUUGUGGUUAGAGUCAAACACAGACAGUACAGACCCGUGUCAUCGUUUGGACAUCAAGGCUCGACUGCUGGAAUGCUUAGAAAGCCCUGGGGACUGGCAGUGAAUGAACGUGAUGAAAUCGCGGUGACUGAGACCGGUAACAACAGAGUUCUCGUAUUCAGUAGUGAUGGAACUUACAUAAGAUCAUUUGGUACAAAGGGUGAUAAACAGGGAGAAUUUAAUUAUCCUGCUUGGGUAGCUUUUGAUAGGUUUAAUGGAAACAUUCUAGUGGUUGACAAUGGCAACCAACAAGUUAAAAUAUUUAGUGAAGAUGGUAAUUACCUGAGCCAUAUUGGUAACAAAGGAAAUCUGGACCACCAGUUAAGUCGUCCUCUUGGUUUAUCUGUAGAUAAUGACGGAAAUAUUAUUGUCGCUGAUAGAGAUAACAAAGUAAUUAAGCUCUUUUCUCGUACUGGGGAGAUCGUACAUAAGAUUGUAGGAAAGGGUUCUUUUAGUUGUCCUUUUCACUGUGUACAAUAUAACAACUACGUUAUAGCAUCGGACAGCCAUGAACAUUGCAUCAAUGUUUUUGACAGGGUUGGCAAUUUCCUGUACAAAUUUGGAAAAAAAGGUGAGGAGGACGGGGAAUUUAAUAACCCUCAUUGCUUGUCAGUUGAUAAAGUAGGACACCUGAUGGUCUGUGAUGCAGGAAAUCACAGGGUUCAGGUGUUUGAACAAAGUGGAAAGUUUAUAACGAAGUUUGGAACAAAAGGGAGCGGGAUAGGAGAGUUUAAUGGACCAGUCUCUACAGCAGUUCUAAGUGAUGGUAGAUCGUAUGACAUCAGUUCAAUGGUUCAUGCUUCAUUUACCGAUACUUAGAUCAUUACAAGUAUUUGUUUUAAUGUUAUCUCAGUGUUAAUUAGACGUUUGGUUGUAAGUACUUACCUAGAAAGAGGUCUGGAUUGAGAGGUAUAAGUGAAAGUUGCAGUGUCAGUUGAAAGUCUUUAAAAUUAUAACCAUUUGUGUUAGUUUUCAGUAAGGAUGUUAUAAUUUCAAAAGGUACGAUUUGCCACUAGAGAAAAAAAUUGAAAGGAAACUUGCCAAUUUUAAGGAGCUCAGUGACGGUUUGCGCAUAUUGAAAAGUCUAGCCUCAAUUUUUCAAAUUCGUCCGUGUUACUGUAAUCUUCUCCA
Messenger RNA from Orbicella faveolata, 4419 nucleotides. Its product is annotated as E3 ubiquitin-protein ligase TRIM45-like. Gene Ontology annotation, biological process: protein polyubiquitination; proteasome-mediated ubiquitin-dependent protein catabolic process. NCBI's taxonomy places the organism in Eukaryota, Metazoa, Cnidaria, Anthozoa, Scleractinia, Merulinidae. Gene Ontology annotation, molecular function: zinc ion binding; ubiquitin protein ligase activity; protein binding. The record is from RefSeq and is a predicted model, not a curated record.